Messenger RNA from Telopea speciosissima, 1522 nucleotides. Its product is annotated as ferredoxin--NADP reductase, root isozyme, chloroplastic. The record is from RefSeq and is a predicted model, not a curated record. The coding region runs from base 191 to 1324 and encodes 377 amino acids. The transcript is spliced from 5 exons. Gene Ontology annotation, molecular function: oxidoreductase activity. NCBI's taxonomy places the organism in Eukaryota, Viridiplantae, Streptophyta, Magnoliopsida, Proteales, Proteaceae.
AUGCUAAACAAAGAAAACCUGUCCUUUGCAUUUCUCCAAAGGAUCAUACACCAUCGUAGCAUACCAAAUGUUUAUUCUUCUGCAAUUCCAAUCCCUAUAAAACUCGUUCAUUUCUCUCUGUUCCUCUUCGUUCUUACUCAAAUCUCACUCUUGAAACCCUAAAGUUUCUUCGCUCUAAGCUCUGAAGAUCAUGGCACAUUUGGCUGUCAGUCAGGUCUCUGUUACCGUUCCGGUCGGAAAUGAUGCAUCAUUUAGGAGAUCGGGAUUUAAGAGAUACAAUUUAAAGUUUCAGGAUAGAUCAGGGGUGCCAGUUUUAUCUUGGGAUCUAAAAACCAAGAACCCACGAUCAAGAAACCAGUGUGUAGUGUGCAUGUCGGUGCCACAAGUCAGCACAACUAAGGUUGCAGUUUCAUCUUUAGAACUUGAGGAUGCUAAGGAACCUCCUCUCCAUAUUCACAAGCCAAAGGAACCUUACACAGCAACCAUUGUUUCUGUUGAGAGGAUUGUAGGCGCAAAAGCUCCUGGUGAGACUUGCCACAUUGUAAUCAACCAUGGCGGCAAUGUUCCCUACUGGGAAGGACAAAGUUAUGGUGUAAUUCCUCCAGGUGAAAAUCCGAAGAAACCAGGGGCUCCUCAUAAUGUCCGUCUCUACUCGAUAGCAUCCACAAGAUAUGGAGAUUCUUUCGAUGGCAAGACAGCCAGUUUAUGUGUCCGACGCGCUGUUUAUUAUGAUCCUGAAACUGGAAAGGAGGAUCCUUCAAAGAAUGGUAUCUGCAGCAAUUUUCUAUGCGACUCCAAGCCAGGAGAUAAAGUGAAGAUCACAGGCCCGUCUGGCAAGGUUAUGCUUUUGCCUGAGGAUGACCCAAAUGCCACCCACAUAAUGAUUGCUACUGGUACUGGAGUGGCUCCGUAUAGAGGCUACCUCCGCCGAAUGUUUAUGGAGUCGGUGCCAACUUUCAAGUUUGGUGGCCUUGCAUGGCUCUUCCUCGGGGUGGCCAACUCUGAUAGCCUUCUCUAUGACGAUGAAUUUACCAAGUACCAUCGUGACUACCCAGACCAUUUCCGUUAUGACAAGGCCCUUAGCAGAGAACAGAAGAACAAGAGUGGGGGCAAGAUGUAUGUUCAGGACAAGAUCGAAGAGUACAGCGAUGAGAUAUUCAAGCUGUUGGAUGGAGGUGCACACAUAUACUUCUGUGGAUUGAAGGGGAUGAUGCCUGGGAUCCAAGAUACCCUGAAGAGGGUCGCAGAGCAGAGAGGGGAGAACUGGGAUGAAAAGCUCUCACAACUAAAAAAGAAAAAGCAAUGGCAUGUUGAGGUCUAUUAAUAUAAAUGGGCAAGAUUUGGGUCUGGCCUACAUUCGGAAGGCAUCCCAUUAUGUUCUUGGAAUUAGUCAUUCUGUUAACAUUCCUUUUAUUAUAUCGGGCUUCAUUGAAUAGCUCUUGUAUGGGAGCUUCAGUUGAUCCUGUUCGUCUAUACUCUAAUAUUUGACUAGUCCAUUAGUAAUAAUAGUCAGCAGCUUUUC